Messenger RNA from Candoia aspera, 3129 nucleotides. RefSeq names its product SSX family member 2 interacting protein (gene SSX2IP). The transcript has 14 exons. Gene Ontology annotation, biological process: intraciliary transport involved in cilium assembly. Gene Ontology annotation, cellular component: centriolar satellite; ciliary basal body. Lineage: Eukaryota; Metazoa; Chordata; Lepidosauria; Squamata; Candoiidae. The record is from RefSeq and is a predicted model, not a curated record. The coding region runs from base 278 to 2059 and encodes 593 amino acids.
GGGAGCGGCGGGAGCAGCUGCGAUUGGGAACUCGAAGCUGGUGGCCUGUCCGGACGGAGCCAAGUUGCCCCGCCCUUCUGUGCAGCAGGUGGGAAGUGCCAGAGGCAUGUCCCCUAAAGGACGGGCAGCUGCUGCCCAACCCCGAGAGAGGAGGCGGUGGAAUGUCCCACCCUCCCGGCUCUCCUGGAGCAGGAGAUGCUGACAUAGGAGAUACAACCCACAGUGAUCAUAAUGCGCCUCUGCUGAUUGAUCAGGCUUCCUAGAUGUGUUAGUUGCUAUGGGAGAUUGGAGCAGCGUAACAGUGGCAGAGCUGUCCUCAGAUAAUAAUAUCACUUGGUAUACCUCAGCCAGAAAUAUGUCUCCCUCGAGUUUAAGUGUGCCUCAAGUGCAAAACUCAACACUGCCUCUGCCUAAAAGCAUGCACAGCUUUUUCAGUGCCUUCUGCACAGAAGAGAAUAUUGAACAGAGCCUCUCCUAUCUUAACAAGGAAUUGACCACGCUUGGCUUCCCAUCACUUUAUGCUGACUCCAGAGGCAAAGAAUUAAGCAUAGUUUCUGUCUUAAACUGUAUGAAUGAGCUACUGGUGCUGCAACGUAAAACUCUACGUGCUCAGGAAGAAACAGAAACCCAGCAUCUAAAACUGGGCAGUGAUAUGGACCAUCUGCAAAACUGCUACAUUAAGUUAAAGGAGCAGCUGGAAUCUUCUAGAAGAGAAACUGUUGGACUUCAGGAAAGGGAUAGGCAACUUCAGUGUAAGAACAGGAAUCUUCACCAGUUACUGAAGAAUGAGAAAGAUGAGAUCCAGAAGCUACAGAAUAUUGUUGCAAGUCGAGCAUCCCAAUAUAACCAUGAUAUGAAGAGGAAAGAACGAGAAUACAACAAACUGAAAGAGCGCUUUCAUCAACUCCUUAUGAAUAAAAAGGACAAAAAAAUGGCUAUGGAUAUUUUAAAUUACGUCGGCAGAAUUGAUGGCAAGAGAGGUGCAUGGAGAACUGGGAAAACUGAAGCUAAAAAUGAAGAAGAAAUGUUCAAAACUCUCUUAAAUGAGUAUGAACAGCGCCAAAAACAGCUGCUAAUUGAAAAUGCUGAACUGAAAAAGUUACUUCAACAAAUGAAGAAGGAGAUAGUUUCUUUGCUUCCAUCGCAGAAGCAGAUGCCUAAAGAGAAGACUGAAGAUAGCAGUGGGCCUGUGCUGUCAGACUUGGAGGAAGAUUCUGGAGAAGCAAAUAAAGAGAACAUGUGGGAACUUUCUUGUGAAACGGUGCGUGAACAGCUUGCUAAUAGCAUUCGAAAACAGUGGAGAAUGCUGAAAAAUCAUGUCGAAAACCUGGAUAACCAAGUAUUGCAUGUGUAUUCUGGCUCUCUGAAUGACAAAGAUACAAUCUCAAGACACGACCAUGAACUGGAAGUUGAAGGGCUGCAGCUGGAAAUUCAGCAGUACAAGGAGAUGAUAAAAACUCAACAGCAGCUUUUGCAGCAGCAGCUAACUUCUCCGUGUGAUGAUGAUACCAAUAUGUUGCUACAGGAUUGUUACUUGCUGGAAGAAAAAGAGAGACUCAAGGAAGAGUGGAGACUAUUCAGAGAACAAAAGAAGAACUUUGAGAGAGAGCGCAAAAGUUUUACGGAAGCAGCUAUUAGAUUAGGACUGGAGAGGAAGGCAUUUGAGGAAGACCGUGGAGUUUGGCUGAAGCAACAGUUCUUAAAUAUGACUUCUGAUCAAAAUAAGGCUGACCGGAUGAAAGCUCAGAAUGCUUUCCUGGGAAGUUCCGAAUCAGAUAAUCCAUUAAGAAAUGUCAGGUCACACCAAAAGAAAUCAAAUCACUUGUCCACUGUAUCCAGAUUUUCAGAUGUUUAUCAAACAACUCAGCAUAUUCUUGAGAAUCGCUUGAGUACUUUUCUGGAUAAAACACCUGAAGUCCAAAAGCCCAGCCAGAUUAAAAGAGAGCCAUUAAUGCUACAAAUUAAGGAAGCCAGCCCUGUGGCAGAAGACAAUGAGAACAAUGUACAUGGGCUACCAUCAGCAGAUUUAUGCACAGAGCACAUCAUUAACUCAUCUUAGCUUUUUGAACAUUCUUGCUCUUUUUCUUAAGCAGUUUCAUCCAUAAAUUUUUUGAGUUUCACAAAAUGGGAAAUUCAUGAGUGGAAUUGACGGUGAUAUCCAUUCUGCUUUAUGCGUGGCUUUAUAAGAUUCCCUCUCCGCCCCAAAAAACUUCCUAUAUUUUCCUUCUAGAAAGAGAGUCUGUGCCCUUCUCUCGGUAUAAAUAGUAAAUCUUUAUUCAGAUUUAUGUAUAUUCUUACGACAGAUGAAAUGGUUCUUUAAUUGAAGGAAUGUGUGAUUUUUUUAAAAAGAUGAAAUGCUUCAGCAUUUGUAUGUUUUCCUGCAAGCAAAAGUAGCACUUUUAGCCCUCAAUUAGGUUAUGAUGAACUGUAUCUCAAGGGUGAUAGGCAUUGAAACUUGUUCCCCUUAACUUGAAUGUAUAGUAUAUUAUAGAGUAACAUGGCAGGUUCUAUAUUUAUUGUGUAAUUUUGGAUUACCUCUUUUCAUAUAUUUUAAACAAAAAGCAGGGCCUUAACUUUCAAAUGGAUAAGAGAUAAAGCAUUAUGUGGCAAUGCCAUAAAAUGUAUGAUGCCCUAUACUCCCAAAACCAUAGUAUUUUACAUGCCAACUGUAACUGUUUUUUUUUUAACAAUGCUUAUGAAUGAGGUUUUUUUUAAAGAUCAUUUCAGGAAAAAAUCUUUUAAAAUACUGCAACUAAGAUGAUAUGGAUGAAUGUAUGAGGGGUUGCUUUUUAGGAGGAGGUCCUUAUGAUUUGGAUACUGUACAGUGAGUCAGAGGUAAACAUUGUACCUCUAGUUUGCCAAAGUGUUCUACCUGCCCUUUGGAAUUCAGCAAACAAACAGUUCUGUCAUGUUCCAGAUGUAAGAAUGGUCGAUCUGUCUAUGCUUGAAGAGCCAGUCUAUAUUUAUUAGAAUGGAGAUAAUGCCAGAUGAUUCAGAAGAGGGAUUGCAAUAUUUUUCCACUGCACAGUCUGAAUAUAGCUGAUGCAUGCUUCAACUCCACAAAUCAGUAGUCUUGGACUCCCUCUGAAAGUGUCCCAAUUUUUAAAAGGAAAUAAAUGUUACAAUGUA